Molecule: messenger RNA, 840 nt
Organism: Temnothorax curvispinosus
Lineage: Eukaryota; Metazoa; Arthropoda; Insecta; Hymenoptera; Formicidae
Exons: 2
Source: RefSeq, a predicted model, not a curated record
UUUUCCUUGGCGUAGUCAGUACAUGUCACAUUUAGUAAGACAUUCUCCGUGAUAUAGUGCGGAUAUAAUGGCAGCUCAAAUACGUCAUAUUAAGAACAUUUGGGAAGAGUGCAGUACUUUACCCAAUUGCAGUGAUAUACAGUGCGAUAAUUGUAAACAAGUCUUUAAAAAGAGAGGUGAACUAUAUGUAGAAGCACACUUGUUUCAUUCCCAUAAUACAUUUACUACGGAAGGCAACUUUAUAUGGAAAGCCGAAACCAAUGACUCGCCAUGGCGAUAUUUCACACACGAACGUCUCGAACAGAAGUAUACUCCGAAUUGCAUAAUUUGUGGAAAAGGUGUUCGUGUAUAUUAUAAGAGUCAUUUAGACAGCCAUCUGGAUAGACAUAUAAAAGCGCUUGAUAAAACACGAGAAGAAAUUAAUAGGUGUAGCGGACUAUCGCAACACUUCACAGUCGACACGGAAAAUUUUAAAACAAACUGCAAACAUUGCAGUUGGUUUAUUGAGACAUUUGAUGGAAGAAUGCACAAUUUAACACAGAUAUUAACAAUUCAUCAGGCUGAGUGUCCUAAUAUAAACGAGCACUCCGAGUCGGAUGGAGGAACUGGUCAUUAUAACGUAGAUGCAACAAUACAACAACCUGUAACUACAGAAAAUGAUGCGUCCACAAGUUUUCACAAUGAUAGACAUGAGCGAGUUUCUGAAAAUCAAGAAGAUCAGCAGAGAUAUGCUGGUAUGGCAACAAUACGACAACCUGUAACUGCAGAAAGUUAUGCGUCCACAAGUUUUCACAAUGAUAGACAUGGGCGAGGUUCUGAAAAUCAAGAAGAUCAGCAGAG